Molecule: messenger RNA, 814 nt
Organism: Seriola dumerili (greater amberjack)
Lineage: Eukaryota; Metazoa; Chordata; Actinopteri; Carangiformes; Carangidae
Gene: dhfr
Product: dihydrofolate reductase
Exons: 6
Coding region: 98-703 (201 amino acids)
Biological process (GO): glycine biosynthetic process; dihydrofolate metabolic process; tetrahydrofolate biosynthetic process
Cellular component (GO): mitochondrion
Molecular function (GO): NADP binding; dihydrofolate reductase activity
Source: RefSeq, a predicted model, not a curated record
UCUCGAUGCUUUUGUAAUAUUUACUGGCGGGAAGCUUUGGUGGUUACACACAGCAAACGACACGGAGCAGAGUGGUCCAGUGUUCAGUCCACUCACAAUGUCCCGCAUUCUUAACGGUAUCGUGGCGGUGUGUCCGGACCUGGGCAUUGGAUACAAUGGAAACCUGCCGUGGCAUCCUGUUCGACUCAGUAACGAAUUCAAACAUUUCCGAAAGAUGACAGCGACUUCAUCUGCGACAGGAAAGCAGAAUGUGGUGAUCAUGGGCAGGAAGACGUGGUUUUCCAUCCCAGAGAAGAACAGACCUUUGAACAACAGGAUCAACAUCGUCCUCAGCAGAGAGUGCAAAGCGCCCCCUGCAGGAGCACACCACUUAGCAGCAGACUUCAGCUCAGCUCUGAGGCUGGUGGAGUCGGAGCUGGCAGACCAGGCUGACCAGGUGUGGAUUAUAGGAGGCAGCUCUCUCUACAAGGAGCUGAUGGAGCGCCCGGGGACCAAGAGACUGUUUGUCACGCGAAUCCUGAAGCAGUUUGACUGUGACACGUUCCUCCCUCAAAUCAGUCCAGGAAAAUAUCAUCUACUGCCAGAGUUUCCGGGAGUGCCACAGGAGCUGCAGGAGGAGAAUGGUAUCCAGUACAGAUUUGAAGUCUAUGAAAGCACAGAUCAAUGUGGAGGACAACAAGGAGAAAAAAAAACAUCCUUGUGAUUUUGUAAAUGGACACUGCAACAUUGUAAAUGCUGGAUUUUUUUUUUUCAUUUUUACAGUUGGGUGGUGUCAUACCAAUAAACACAGAUAUCAAUGAUUUCCUGCUAUAUA